GAAGGUCAAAUAAUCGAUUCUCUUUUAUUAUCUGUCCAGUUUUGUUGUCCUGCCCAGCUGAGUGUGUUGGGAUUUUGCGCCUAGUAUGGGACACAUGUUAUCACAGGGCGAGAUGUGCCCAGCAGGGCCGCCAGGCAGGACAGUGAUGCCUCGACCAACAAAAAUGGCGGAGAAAUAUGGAAAGUGUUGUGGAAAGCUUCUCUGUGGUGGGCAGCAUGCCAAUAAUCACAGAAGAACCAGAGGAUGAAGGCCAUUUGAUAAAUGCUACGACAAGUCAUGUGACAGACACAGAAGACCACAUCAUAGCAUCCUCAGACCAUGUCUCGAUAAUUACUGCUGUAGACAGUGAAAUCAGAAAUGAUGAAUCAAGUCAGGGUACAGAUUCGUCCACGCAGAUGCUUACAUCUGAUAAAAAUAACGGGUCUUCAGAUCACAUAGUCGCUGAUAGCAUGGCACAGAUCAUUGCCACCUCUGAAGGGACUAGCCUAAUUACUGACAGUGGUAGCAAUGGUGCACAGAUCUUCCCUAGAGAACCUGGCCAAAUUAUAAAUUCAGAUACUGGGCAGUUGAUGGACCAUGAACAUCAUAGUAUAUUUGGUGAUACUGAUGGGGAAAUUAUAACCGAGCCAAGUCAUAUAAUUAUGAAUCACGAUGGAAGUAUAGCGACAGACAGCAGCGGAAAUAUUUUACAUGCAGGAGGCCAAAUGAUUACUGAAAAUGGUAAGGCACAUAUUUUGUCUGCUGAUGGAGAGAUGAUAGCUUUGGACAGCAGUCUACUUGAGGGCACCCACAGACUUCAGGAACAUGUUGAGGUAAGUGAAGAUGCUCCAGUGGUUGUGGAAUCUGAAACCCGUGAUCACCUGCUUCGGCAAAUCAAAAAGGAGCCCAGGGAUGAUGGGGAAUCUACAACCAUCCAGAUUCGUGUUAAUGCCACCUCACCACGAAAAAAAGAAACUGUACCAUUGCCAGAUGAGGGAGAUGAUUCUGCUAAAGUGAUGCCAGAGCUGAUGAUUGACCGCACGACUAAGUACACCAGAGUGGACAGAGAUGACCCAAGAAGUAGACUGCAUUUUGUCAAGUACAUGAAGCGGGAGGGAAAAACUAUAAAAAUUUGGGAAUGUGGAAUAUGUGGAAAAGAGUUCAUGCACCAGUAUACCUUAAUGCGACAUUUACCCACACACACGGAUGAGCGUAAUUUCCGAUGCAACCAGUGUGGGAAAGCUUUCAGGCAAAUGUCCACACUUUCACAACAUAAAGCCACUCACUCUGAGUCAAGACCAUAUGUGUGUGAUAUCUGCCAAAAAACCUUCAGUCGUGUCUCUACUUUAAUUUCCCACAAGAAGACCCACACUGAAGAGAAACAGCAUAGGUGCUAUGUUUGCGGUAAAGCUUUUCACCAAAAGGGAAAUUUAAAGAAUCACCUAUUUACUCAUACAAACGAACGGCCGUAUAAAUGUGACAUUUGUGGAAGAGGCUUCAAUCAAUCUUCAAAUCUACAGUGUCACAAAGCAAAAUCUCAUGCCGAUGGAACACUCAACUAUCAGUAUGUACCGGAUAAAUAUAAGUGUAAUUUUUGUGAACAUGCUUUUGCAAGAAGAGCCCAGUUACGACAACACGAAGAAUACAAGCACGGUGUGCGUAACCUACACGGGUCAAGGGUAUUAUCAGGAUCUGGAUCUCGGACUGUAACUAAUAAUAAUGCUCUCUUUCGGAAGAGAAAGAUUGGAAAUGUCCGCAUAAUUCAGUUGCCAAAUGGAGACAGAACUUUUCAGGAGAUUGGAAAUGAGCCACUAGCAAGGCAGCGGAAGAUGAAGCCUAAAUCUCAAAUAAAAAGUGGCAUUUUGAUUGAACCAAUCGACACAAAUGCAAUGCAUCGUGCCUUGGCUGCAGGAAGAACUCCAUUUGCUCUUCUCAAGCCCUCUAAAGGAGUCCCUGUUGUUGUCAAAGUGCAGUUUGCCUUAGGAAACAAGCAUAUGCUUGUUCCAGCCAGUGCUAAUGAGCUGAGAAGGGCAGGCAAAUUUACCGUGUCCAGCCAGCAAUGUGGCACAAAGGCUGUACAGAUUAAGGUUCCUGUUGUGGCUACUGUGAUCCAGCGCAUUGAUGGUGAUGGUAGAGUGCACAUGGAUAUUGAAGCACCUGCAGAGGAUGAAGAUAGCCAUGAUAACAUGGAUGCAGUUUUGGCUAAACAUGAGGAGCAGGACUCCAAAUCUCCAGCCUCGCCUGGCACCUCUGCAAUCACUGUUGCAGAGAAUGAAGUCCAUGUCAAUGACCCACUGGUCAUCAAUCCUGCUGUUGUCCGACCAUCAAUUCCCGAGCCAGUCAUGGAAGGUGAGGAAGAUGAUGAGCACUCGAUGGAUUCAUCUAUGCCUCACACAGGGGGUAUAAUCAUUGGUGCCAUGGGCGAGAGUGAGACUAUGAGUUAUGCAAUUGAUCAGGAUGCCUCCAUCACAGCUGGAGACUCUGAAGCUAAUGAAGGAAUCAACUCUGUUGAUCUAUUAGCUACUGCUGUCAACCUAGUGUCCCAAGCUCAAAUGUCAAAAGAUGGGUUGGCUGGCAUGGAGGGCAUGCAGUACCUGCGACAAAUAAGUUUAGGGGAGUAUGAAGUAGUUCCACCAGAUCAUGCCCAGGCAACACACAUAAUGAACCAACAUGGUCACAUAGAACAAAUAAAGAUGGAUGAUAGCAAUGCAGUGACAAUGGAACAGGCCAACAUAACUGCCUUGAUGGAUGCCUUGCAGAAUGCUGGGUACCACUUAGGUACUGGAAAUCAACACAUCAUUAUUAACCAUGAUGGCAAUGCCAUGGUAGUAGAUCAGCAGCAAGUGCAGAUGGUUAUAGAUGGAGACAUGGAAGGUGUGAUAGCAUCAGAUGAAGUUGGCAGUGAAACUGUUGACCCAUCAGUUAAUUUGGUUGUACAUGAAGUUCCAGAGAGUAUUCAAACAAGUGACAGUGAAGUGGGAAGCUGAAUAUUAAAUACUACUGAAAGUGAAUAAAUCUGAAGUACAUUUCAAUCAUUUGGCCUUCAAUACUGUGUUUUGGAUGAAAUGCGGCUUUGAAAAACAAUUGGUCAUAACUUAAGAGGAAAUUAUAUUCCUGUUACUGUUUUAAGGUAAAAUUGCCAACAGAAAUUGUGCAGUUGUGUUUGUAAUCUACUAUAUUAGUAGAUAAAAUUUUAGUUUAGCUGUCUUAAUAAGUAGUAAUAAUAAUAAUAUCAAAGGCUUCAUUGUUUUAUAAACGAUAGCAAUUACGCUUUGAGAAUAACACAUGUUCAAGAAAAGAAUGAAAUGCAUUAUAUCAAGAAAAGGUUAAGAACUUAGCUGAAGUUAAUAAAUACUUAAUGCCAAGUAACCCAAAGGUUUGCUUUCAUUACAUAUAAAGGUGUAUAUUGAUGAGAGUAAUUGUUCUUUGGAGUAAGUUAAAAGUAUGAAAGUUUGCAAGUGCCUUCAAAAUCAUAGUAUGUAUCCUUGUAUUGUAUUAUGACCUAUGCACUGUUAUAUAUUCUUUUUCUUACUGCUGUUGACAAAAGGAAAUCAUGACACUUGAAUGAUAUUAUACUUGUUUACAAUUAGAUAAUGGAAUGAAAAUCACUUGAUUUUGUAUAUUCUAGGAACAGAGAACAUUUGCAUAUAAAUAUGUCCUAUGAGUAGGUGUAUGCAUUUACAUAAACAUAAAUGAAAAGACGGUAUAUACCCCAGAAUGUACUUGGAGCCUGGUGCACAUAAACAUACACAAUACACACAUCGCUCACUUCGACACAUUGCAAGAAAUGUUACUUCUAAAGUAGAGAUGAAAAUGGAUUUGUAUGUGCCUUGAUUAGUACCUCAGUAUAUUGUAUGGUCUUCAGCCCAGCAGGGAAGUAGCAGGUAGAAUAUAAGGCACAGUGCAUCAGCUAAAUGCAUAGUCUAUAAGCCCUGCAGCAGGGAGUGGUAACUUACAUUGCACCUUAGUUUACUCUUUGUUAUUUACAAUAUUGGACACCUAGGGAUGGCUAAUAGCAUUUUUCAGUAUUAAAAUCAUAGUAUUUGAUUUGCUACUAUCUCUGUUGAGAGAAAGCUAGUUGUCUUACAGUGUGCUUCUCUUCACUGUCUCCUACAGUUUCAAUCCUGUGAUAAUCAGUUUCAGUAUUCUUCCCUUUCUCCUCAGUUUGAGGAGCUGUGGCCUUGUUCAUGCAUAGAAGUUGGAACAGUCAGUACUACUGAUUCGUUUUUGGAAAUUAACUGAAACUAUUGGAUAGAUUGGUAAGUGUUAGCUACCAUAUCCAGCACAUAAUCAAUGUUUUAUGGCAGCAUUACUUAGUGCAUUGUAAAAGAGAAGAAAGCUAGUAGCUCAUGAACUCGUGAUAUAUUGUAUCACCUGAGAAUUGCUGAAUUGUUUGUUUUCUUAUUUAUUUAUUUAUUUGUUUAUCUGUUUAUUUAUUCAACUCUUCUGAGAACAGGUUGGUUUAGUCCACUGGGGUGGUCCAUGUAUAGUUCGUAUUGCCUGUUUUGUAUUACCUCUGUUUACUCCAUUGAUGAGAGGUGUCAAUCUGCUGGUACACUGUAAUCAGUGAUGGUAUGAAUUGCGUGGAGAUAAUAAAUUAAAAUUUCAUGACUAGUGCCAGCAUGUGGAUUGUUCAUGGCUUUAAUUACCUUAAUUAUGCCAUACUUCUGAGGCAUUAGCCUUUUGUUAAUCCAAGUACCAAGGUAUUGCUAUGAGGUAACCCAUUCCAGUUCAACAUUUUGUAUGGGAAGUAUGAUGUCUGGAUCCUUUUCUUUGAUCAUCAGUGCCUUUAAUUUAUCUUCCUGAAUCUUUUUCCUCAAGGGAGGUUCGUUGACACUAGUGAGGGACUCUUGACCCAAAGAAUUGAACCUGACUUUCUCUUCCCUGGAUCACACUUGGUCAAUUUACAUUUUCCUCUUUGCCUUCCUUCUUCAUUCUGUCUCCCUGCUGAGGGCUCUUUGCCCAUAUUAGUGUGGUGGAGGUGGAGGCUUGUGUGUACUCACCAUCCGUCCAAAACCUCCUUAGUGGCAUGCAGCCUUCCUCUGCUGCAAUUUAAUAUCCAUCAAGACUGCUAACCUCUGAGGGGAUGGGGGUCUUCACAAAUGUGGUCACUCGUGUCUCUGAUAUAGAAACACCUGACAAUAUAAUUGCUUAUAUAGAAAAUUCUGACCAGUGACCUUCACACAAAAAGGUGAGGUAAUUAGAAGAAUGUGCUCUUGCCUCAGAGCACACAGCUGUUGAUUCUCAGGACACCCUGGAGUGUGUUGCACGUUUUGCCACUUGUGUCCACUUACCUCCUCUUUGACUCAUUUUCAUCUUUAUCUCCUGGUCUUGUACUUUUUGCCUGUUACUAAAACUAGUAUCUCCCCUUUCUUCACAUUAAGUUUUUUGUUACGUUGCAUCCUGUGCUGUGCAACCAUCUCUUGAUUUUGUUGCGUUUGUGUUGAUUAUCUUGUCUAGGGAUAUGUUCUUUUUUUUCUUCUUUUUUUUUGUAUAGUUUGCCAGGAAAUUCUGUCUCAGGAUACAGGGAGAGUAUUGAAGAACUUCAAUUGUUGCUUUUCCAGUUUGUCCUUAUAUGUACAGUAUUGUACAGUACUUGCUUAAAAUAAAUGGCUUUGUGUACUGUUGGUCUCUUCCCGUAUCUUUUUUUUUUUCUCCUUCAGUCGGUUGAUCCUUACCCUGAUGCUUGUAAGAGAGUGCACUCCUUGUUCAUUCAGAUAUUCUCUUCCCUAAUAAUUCUUUUCACAUUCUGUUCCACUAUAUUGUAGCCCGCUUUCUACUUCCACAUGUUGUAUACUCUGUUCCUUAUAACACUACGAGUCCUUAGAGGAGCUUAACACAAUUCUUAUUCCUAACACUCGGUUCUGAACUAAGUACAUCCUGCUAAAAGUGAUUUUAUUAUAAACAAUUUUGUGUGUAAAUGGUAUGAUUUGAGCUUGACAGGGGUUUGAAAAAUACAAGAGUUCUUACUAAAUUAUUUUACCAAUCUUUAGAAGUAGUUAAAUUUAUGUAUACUAGGAGAGAGGAUUUUUUAUUAAUUUAUUAUUCUUGAUAUAUUUAUUGUAAAUGUACUAGAAUGACUGUAAUUCUUCUGUUGUAAUUUUUAUAAUGAACAGAAUUUUAAUUCAGUAUAUACUUUUUCAUAUUUACCAUUGCUGUAAUUAGGCCAAACCAUUUCAGUGUUUUACAGUUUUUUAAAAAGUAAUCAUUAGAUUUGGACUGUGAUUAAAAACUGCAUAAAACCUUCCAGUCUGGAAAUAACAUUUGUUUUACUGUAAUUAUUAGUUACUACCAAAACUCAAGAGUUCCUUUAUGAUUAGAGGUAUCAUAGGUCAUAGUGCCAUGUGAUAGCAAGAUGUUUAUGAUAGAAGUACAGCAGUUAUGGUUAACAAGUAACUCAAAAAUGAAAAAGUUCUUCCAGCACUUAUUGGAAACUAUUAAAAACAUGUAGUUUCAUAAUUUGUAUGUAAAUCUGUAAUCAGUAUUCUGUACAUAUUUGCAUUUCUCACAGGCAUAAUUAUAGCAGAAAGUUUUAGCAGUCAAACACUGGCAAUACAAAAAAGGUAGAUUUUUUUUUUGUUUUUUUUUGUGUGUGUGUGUGUGUUUAUGUGUGUGCAUUUAGUGAUGAACCAUGCUGGUCAUAUAGCACAGUGUGACACCAAGGCUCAGUUCUCACUUUACUAAUCAUAAGAUACACACAGACACGCACAUGCACACGCGCGCACGUGCGCACACACACACAUGUAUUUGUCAUAAGGACUAGAAAACUUCACUAACUGAGGGAAAUAUCUGUGCUACAUUGAAUUUUGUGGAUGUUAAUAUUUUAUUUUCAUUUAUAUUUCAAAACACGUUUAUGCUUGAAGUUCUGAGAAAUGCUUUGGAAACGGUAAACUUGAUUGUGAUAUUAGUAAUUUAAUUCGUAUUAAAGCCAUGAGAUAAACUAAGUGUUAAGUGAUUAAUAUUCUUCUUUAGUGACAGAGAAUCACAUUGUUCUUAGAUAAGGAUGUCGAGUUGAAGAACUGCAAGUGUGUAUUGGAAUAUAUGCCUUUUAUUUGAUUGCGUUUUGCGUCAUCUUUGGUACAGCAUUUUGAAGGGAAAUGGGAUGUUAAAAAUUCAUGUACAGGUAUGAUGUAAAUUUUAUUACUGUAUCUGCUUUAGUAGAGUAUUUCUAGUUUUGUCCUUUAAAUACUUUUGCUGCAUAAUACACCCUUGUUAUUAUACAGGUCGGCCAUCACUAAUCCGGCAAUCAGUUAUCCGGCACUAAUUUUGGCUAGCAUAAUUUCAAAUUUCAUCAUAAAUGAGGAAGAUGUAACAAAGUCUCUACUGAUAGGUGAAUUGUAUUUUAACCUAACCACUCUGUAAUCCGGGAAACUCACUGAUCCGGCACACUACUGGUCCCAAUGAUGCUGGAUUAGUGAUGGCCGACCUGUAUUUGUAACAUUCAUAAUUGCUGUAUAAUUGUUUGUUCAUGCUAUUGUAACCAAAAGUUUUAUAUAAAGAAACUAUUUUGUACUAUUUUGUGUGAUCUUUAAUGUUCUUAAUGUGAUUACCAAUAAUAAUUAUAAGUAAAAUCUGGUACUAGUUGUUUUGCCAAAGUAUUAAUAUAUAAGUUGAUAAGAUGUACCGUAAGUACCUGAUGAAUAGUGUAGUGCUGCUCGAGUUCAAAGUUCUGCUGGCAGUUCCUAGUUUAUUUUUCUUUAUGUACUAAAUAGGGUUGGAAUGUGUGUUUACAAUUGCAUUUGUUUGAAAUUGUGGUUGCAUUACGAUGUACUGUGGUGUAAAGGAAUUACAGAAUGCAGUUUCUAACAAAAUGAAA
Cherax quadricarinatus is the source of this 7795-nucleotide messenger RNA. RefSeq lists its product as uncharacterized. Lineage: Eukaryota; Metazoa; Arthropoda; Malacostraca; Decapoda; Parastacidae. Gene Ontology annotation, biological process: regulation of transcription by RNA polymerase II. Gene Ontology annotation, cellular component: nucleus. Gene Ontology annotation, molecular function: DNA-binding transcription factor activity, RNA polymerase II-specific. The record is from RefSeq and is a predicted model, not a curated record.